Messenger RNA from Microplitis mediator, 901 nucleotides. It is a transcript of the gene ATPsynO, whose product is annotated as ATP synthase subunit O, mitochondrial. The transcript is spliced from 4 exons. Bases 141 to 770 code for a protein of 209 amino acids. The record is from RefSeq and is a predicted model, not a curated record. Lineage: Eukaryota; Metazoa; Arthropoda; Insecta; Hymenoptera; Braconidae. Gene Ontology annotation, molecular function: proton-transporting ATP synthase activity, rotational mechanism. Gene Ontology annotation, biological process: proton motive force-driven mitochondrial ATP synthesis.
GACAGGAAGCCAACUUCAAGCUGCUGGCUCACUGGUAACCUGCUCGUUAAAAAAAAAAAAACGGGUCACUUGCCCGAAUAUUAUUUACAACUUAAAUAUUUAUUUAAAUAUAUAAUAUAUAUUUUAUAUAUUUAUUAACCAUGUCUUCAAGCAGGUUCACUAUGAUCGUAAGAUCAUUCUCUUCAUCUCCAGUCACACAGCAAUUAGUGAAGCCACCACUUCAAGUUUUCGGUAUUGAAGGACGUUAUGCUACAGCUUUGUUCUCAGCAGCAAGCAAACAAUCAUCACUGGAUGCUGUUGAAAAAGAUCUGUUGAAAUUCCAGGGAAUGUUGAAAACAGACUCAAAGCUGGUCGACUUUGUAAAGGAUCCAUCAAUAAAACGCAAAUUGAAAGCCGAUGCAUUCAAAUUAAUCGGCACUAAAUUAAAUUUAAGCCCAGCAUCAGGAAAUCUGCUGGCCCUGAUGGCCGAGAACGGUCGAUUGGGAUUAUUGAAUCAAGUAAUAAACGCAUUCAAGCUAAUUAUGGCGGCCAAUCGAGGUGAAGUGGUGUGCGAGGUAACAACAUCCAAACCACUUGAUGCUGAGAACAAAGCUAAGCUCGAGGCCGCAUUGAAAUUAUUCCUAACUAAAGGACAAACUCUUCUUCUAACAACAAAAGUUGAUCCGUCAAUUCUCGGUGGCAUGGUCGUCUCAAUCGGUGAUAAAUACGUCGACAUGAGCAUUGCAAGUAAAGUUAAAAAAUAUUCCGACAUUAUCACUUCUGCAGCUUAAACUCAUCCAUAAAAUAAAAAUAAUAAUUAUAAAAUUAUACAGAGAAAAUACUAGAUUUAAUAUACGCGGUGUUUCACUGUAGUAAUUCGUGCAUCAUGCAUUGAGUUUCAAUAAAAAAUGUAUGUAAAUAA